AUGGGUUUGGGAGGAAGCCCAAACAGAGUGGUGGGUGUGGAGAUAGCUGAGGGUGGUUUGAGCAGGAGGAGGAGACAUGGUACUAAUGACCUGACUGAUAUUGUCUCCUCUUGGUCUCUUCAUGACAUUCUCAACGAAAACCUCUACCAUGACCAGGUGGAGACUAUACCGGAUCAAUUUCAGUCGGUCCAGGAUUAUCUCGGAUCGUACGUCUACCCUUUACUGGAAGAAACCCGGGCGAGUCUGUGCUCGAGUUUGGAAAAUAUUUCUUUGCUGCCUUUCACUGAGAUUAUUGAAUGUGUGGAAAGCGCGGGAAGUGGGAACUCGUAUGCUGUUAAGGCCAGUCGGUGGAAUGAAUCCAAUACUCGUGGCAAGGAAACUUACAAAACUUUGCCUGGAGAUAUCUUGAUUCUAACUGAUGCUAAGCCAGCAACUGUUCCUGACUUGGAGAGGUUCGGAAGAAGAUGGGCGUUCGCAUUAGUUAGGAUGAUUGGAGAAGAUGAUGAAGAGGAUGAGGCAACGUCAUCGACAAACUUUGAAGUGGAGACAUUAUUGAACCUUGAAGUAAAUAAUUCGUGGAAGCCAAUGUAUGCAAUUUUCCUGAUAAAUAUAGUCACUAACAAAAGGAUAUGGAAGGUGUUGCAUAUGUAUCGUAACUUGGAUAUUUUGAAGGAAGUUCUCUGCACAGAUUUGGUGGCUGAUAAAGUUUCUAAUCUCUGUGUUACUGAAGGUAAUGGUUCUGAGAGUGAGAGCCUUGACAAGAGAUUGAGCCAUGAUCUGAAUGAAUCCCAAAAAAAAGCAGUUGGGGCCUGUCUCAGUAAACUCCAUUGUGAGAACAAGCCAUCUGUCGACCUGAUAUGGGGUCCUCCUGGAACUGGGAAAACUAAAACCGUCGCUACACUGCUACUUACUCUCUUGAAAAGGAAACAUAGAACCAUUGUUUGUGCUCCUACAAAUGUUGCCAUCAAGGAAGUGGCAACUCGUGUUCUGAAGCUGCUAAAGGAAUCAGAUAGUGGUAUAAGCACUGAAAUGGAAAGUUUGCCCUGUUACUUUGGAGACACGCUUAUUUUUGGGAACAAGGAGCGGCUGAAAGUUGAUUCCGACAUUGAAGAUAUAUACUUGGAACAUCGUGUAGAGCGCAUUUCUGAAUUCACUGGUUGGCAUCAGUGUCUAACUUCCUUGAUAGAUACUCUUGCUGACUGUGUCUGUCAAUACCGCGUAUUUUUGGAAAACGAACACGCAAAAAGAAGGAAACUAGGAAGUGAUGAUGAUAGGAGCGAAGGCAGAAGCAGUGAAGAAGAUGGUAACUGUGAGCUUAAAUCAUUUCUUGAGUUUUUCAGGGACCAAUUCAAGGAAACUGUCCGGCCCCUGCGGGCAUGCCUCUAUACUUUCUGUACUCAUAUAUCCAGAACUAAAUUCCAGAAUAUUACAUCCCUCUUUAACUUACUUAAUUCUUUUGAAUCUUUAUUAUGUGGAGAGAAGUUGGAUUCAGAGAUGAUGGAGAUAACUCUUUCACGUGAUGAACUUGGCCUGUUUUCGUUUGAGACAUCCAUGGGUCCACUAUAUGAUAUAUAUAUGAAGAGACAGGAAUGCCUUUCCAUGUUGCUAACUGUUCGUGAAACUCUGAAGGAUCUAAAACUUCCAAACUUUGUGAGUGAGGACAUGAUAGCCAACUUCUGUUAUCGACAUGCAUCCCUGAUUUUUUGCACAGCUUCUAGUUCAUAUAAGCUGUACUCUGUGGAGAUGGAGCCUCUCAAUUUACUGGUAAUCGAUGAGGCAGCCCAGUUGAAAGAAUGCGAGUCAGUAAUUCCUCUGCAACUCCCUGGUGUCAAGCAUCUGAUUUUAGUUGGAGAUGAGUGUCAGUUGCCUGCUAUGGUCGAAAGCAAGGUUUCUAAUCAGGCUGGUUUUGGAAGGAGUCUGUUUGAACGAUUGAGUUCACUUGAGCAAAAGUUACAGAAAAGUCAUUUGCCAUGGCCGAUGUUUGGCCCUUACUCAUUCAUAAAUAUUCCUGAUGGAGAAGAACAAAUCGGUGAUGAUGGCUGUAGCCUUAGAAACCCUGUUGAGGUGGAAGUUAUCUCGAGGAUAGUGAGGAAUCUGUACAGAGCUUGGAAUGGGUCAGAAGAAGAUCUGACAGUAGGUGUCAUAUCUCCUUAUAGAGCUCAGGUUGCUGCGGUUCUAGCUAAACUUGGAAAAAAGUUCGAAAAUAUCAAGGGCUUUAUGGUCAAGGUGAAGUCAGUGGAUGGAUUCCAAGGGGGUGAAGAAGACAUUGUUAUAAUAUCCACUGUAAGAUCAAACUCGCGUGGGAAUAUUGGGUUCUUGUCCAGUACUAAGAGAACCAAUGUUGCUCUUACCAGGGCCAGGUAUUGUCUGUGGAUUCUGGGAAAUGGGAAAACACUGAUGAAAAGCGAUUCUGUGUGGAAAGCUGUGGUUGACAAUGCAAAGAGUCGUGGAUGUUUCUUCAAUGUUGAUGAUGACAAGGAUUUGGCUAAAGCCAUCUUAGAUGUGAAGAAAGAGAAUAAUCAGCUUGAUGAUCUGCUUGACAGAAGCAGUGUACUUUUCAGAAAUGCAAGGUGGAAGGUUCUUUUCAGUGACAACUUCCUGAAGUCUUUCAGAAAGCUGGCAUCACUCAGGACAAAGAUGUCCAUCAUCAACCUUCUGUCAAAACUCUCCAGUGGCUGGAGACCAAAGAAGAGAAAUGUGGAUAUAAUUUGUGAACACUCAUCUCAUAUCGUAAGACAAUUCAAAGCUGAUGGUUUCUAUGUCAUAUGCACGACUGAUAUUGUAAAGGAACUGAGAUACAUCCAAAUCCUGAAGAUAUGGGAUGUAUUGCCUUUAGAGGAUGUGGUAAAAUUGGUCAAACGUUUGGACAGCAUAUUCGAGACAUAUAGUGAUGAUUUUAUUAGUCGUUGCAAUGAGAAAUGCAUUGAGGGGGAUCUGCAAGUUCCGAAGACCUGGGCAUGUACUUUUGAUUUUGUCUGCUAUCGAAGUGCUAGUGAAGGUCAAUUUGGGAGUAGUUCUGAUGCUGAUGCUUCAGAUCGUAGGUUGUAUGUGGAGAAUGUGAAAGUGAGCGAGAGUUUGCUUCUAAUGAAAUUCUACACCUUAUCAUCAGAUAUUGUCAGAAAUUUGCUCGAUGACAGUGAUGGUAAUGAAGCAAGUCUUCCGUUUGAAGUAACAGAGCAAGAACAAGAGAUAAUUCUUUUUCCCAGAAGCACUUUUAUACUUGGGCGAUCUGGAACCGGUAAAACUACAGUCCUGACAAUGAAGUUGUUUAGAAAUGAGAAACUGCAUGAUGAAGCAACCAAGGGAUUUCAGGAAAUCCAAAGUGAAGGAGCAGAGGAUUGUGUAUUGCGCCAGCUUUUUGUGACUGUCAGUGCAAAAUUAUGUUUUGCGGUUAAACAGCACGUAUCUCAACUUAGAAGCUCCAGCAGUGGUGCAAAACAUAAAGUUAAAAGCUCUUCAGUUGAUGAGAUUGUUGAUGAUGCAGCAUUAUUCAAGGAUAUCCCGGAUUCAUUUUUAGACAUAUCUCCCAACUCUUAUCCCCUUGUUAUAACUUUUCGUAAGCUUCUGAUGAUGCUAGAUGGAACUGUGGGGGUUUCAUUCUUUGAAAGGUUCCCCGAUCUAAGGGAUCUUUGUCGUGGCCAAUCCUUCAAUUCUAGACCAGUGGCCUUACAAAGUCUUCUAAGAGCAAAGGAAGUUACUUACGAAAAGUUUUGUGCUGUUUAUUGGCCUCACUUCAAUGACAAGAUAAGGAGGAGGCUUGAUCCUUCCAGAGUCUUCACUGAAAUAAUGUCCCACGUAAAGGGUGGUCUUCCACCAGCAGAUGGUUGUGAAGGCAAACUUGACAGACCAGCUUAUGUUUCUAUUUCAGAGGGUCGUGUCUCCACUCUGAGUUUUCAGAGAAGAGAAGAAAUUUAUGAUGCUUUUGAGGAUUAUGAAAAGAUGAAAAUGAAAAAUGGUGAAUUUGAUUUGGCCGAUCUUGUCAAUGAUCUUCAUUGCCGUCUUCUUCAUGGGCAGUUUGCUGGUAACGUGGUGGAUUUUGUAUAUAUUGAUGAAGUGCAGGAUCUCACCAUGAGGCAAAUUUCACUGUUCAAGUAUAUCUGUAGAAACGUUGAUGGGGGCUUUGUGUUUUCUGGUGACACUGCACAAACUAUUGCAAGGGAAUAG
This is a messenger RNA of Eucalyptus grandis, 4164 nucleotides long. RefSeq lists its product as uncharacterized. The transcript has 10 exons. Lineage: Eukaryota; Viridiplantae; Streptophyta; Magnoliopsida; Myrtales; Myrtaceae. The coding region runs from base 1 to 4164 and encodes 1387 amino acids. The record is from RefSeq and is a predicted model, not a curated record. Gene Ontology annotation, molecular function: helicase activity; ATP binding.